AUGGCCACACUACGUCCAGUAUCCAUACGAGCAUCAGAAAUGACCAGCAGCUCGUCGCCAUCAGGCAAAUUUAGAGAUCAGCGCGCCUUGACACAGACAACACUACACAAACGCAGAACAAGCGCAUCAAGAUCAGGCGUCGUGUUCAAGUCGCGAACAUGGAAUGAAACGACAUCGAAGCACCAUACCACGUUCAAAACCAGAUCAACAUCCUCAAACAAGCGGACGACCUCAGAUCCUACGAGUUCAGUAACAUCAACAAAGCAACAAAGUCGCUUCGCGUCACUGUUCAUCUCGCUGUUGGCCGUCAGCCCCAUGGCUAUCGAAUACGAUGCGGCUGAUCAGCAAACCAUGGAGGCAGCGCAGAGAUCAUCUGUUAAGCCGACGCAACCAAUAUCAUCCAAGAAGACGCAAGUCCGGCUAUCAGGCAGUGUCAGGCCGUCAGAGAUCCGUAAAACUAGAUGGAAGCGGUUCAAAUACGAGAUGGGAUUGAAGAUGAAAAGUACUGGGAGAGGGAAAGCGAAGGAUCGACGGCAACGGGCACCAGUCGCAGAUAUGGAGUUGGAGGACUUGAGAACGUAG
Molecule: messenger RNA, 582 nt
Organism: Alternaria burnsii
Lineage: Eukaryota; Fungi; Ascomycota; Dothideomycetes; Pleosporales; Pleosporaceae
Exons: 1
Coding region: 1-582 (193 amino acids)
Source: RefSeq, a predicted model, not a curated record